UACUUUGUUUGAAUUUGAUAGAUUUGACAACUAUGGAUUGUUCUUCUUGGAUUAACACUUCCUUGGAUCUCAACAUUAAUCCUCAUCAUCAUAGAGUUCAUCAUGAGGAAGUUCCUAAGAAACAGGUUGAAAGCAAUGUUUUCUCAUUGGGGUUGUCCAUGGUUCCUUUGAAAGAAGAGUCCAAUACGGAUUACUUAGAAGAGGAACUGAAGCGUGUGACUGCCGAAAACAAGAAAUUGGCUGAAAUGCUUUCUGUGGUUUGUGAGAAUUACAACACUUUGAGGAACCACUUGAUGGAAUACAUGAAAAAAAAUCCUGAGAAGGAGCUUAGCCCUUCAUCAAAGAAGAGGAAAUCUGAGAGCAGCAACAACAAUUGUGAUCCGAUGGCAUUGGCGUCGAACAAUGGGAACUCCGAGAGCAGCUCGACCGACGAAGAAUCGUGCAAGAAGCCGAGGGAAGAAACCAUCAAGGCUAAGACCUCAAGAGUUUAUGUUAGGACGGAAGCAUCCGAUACAAGCCUUAUUGUGAAAGAUGGAUACCAAUGGAGGAAAUAUGGACAAAAAGUAACAAGAGAUAACCCUUCUCCAAGAGCAUAUUUCAAGUGCUCUUUUGCUCCAAGCUGUCCUGUAAAGAAGAAGGUGCAAAGAAGUGUUGAAGAUCAAUCUGUGCUGGUUGCGACUUACGAGGGUGAGCACAACCACCCCCUCCCUUCUCAGAUGGAGGCAACAUCCGGCCCGAACCGUUGUAUGACCAUAGGUUCGGUACCUUGUUCGGCAUCAAUUAGCUCUUCUGCACCAACAGUUACUCUUGACUUGACAAAAUCCAAGCCCAGCAACAACAAUGAUUCCAAGAUUACAACAAAACCAAAGGUUGAUUCACCUGAACAAGUACCUAAUGUUUUGGUGGAACAGAUGGCUAGUUCAUUGACCAAAGAUCCAAAUUUCAGAGCAGCACUUGUUGCUGCCCUUUCAGGAAGAUUGAUGCACAAUAAUUGAAUUGAGAAUUUGGUGAAAGUGUAGCUAUUUAGCAUAGUGCCAACAAUUUAGGCAUUUUCCAUAAAUGGUUCAUUUUUAGAACAUAGGAUCUUAUUAUAUAUGUAAAUACAAACAUUAGAAAAAUUGAGACAUAUUUCUCAGUUUGAUCCUAUAAGUGGAAAUUAAGAUCCACUGAGGAUGGAUUCUGCAUCAUGGAAAAGAUCUAGGUUACUUCAAAUUUGAUUUUCCAAAUUGAGUUAUUUCCAAAGAAUUUCCUUUCA
This is a messenger RNA of Arachis duranensis, 1255 nucleotides long. RefSeq names its product probable WRKY transcription factor 40. Lineage: Eukaryota; Viridiplantae; Streptophyta; Magnoliopsida; Fabales; Fabaceae. Gene Ontology annotation, biological process: regulation of DNA-templated transcription. The record is from RefSeq and is a predicted model, not a curated record. Gene Ontology annotation, molecular function: sequence-specific DNA binding; DNA-binding transcription factor activity.